AUGAGGCGGAGCAUAGGCUGUACGGCUCACCCUGGGAAUGACCAGACGGGCACGUUGGGGGCUAAGCCGAAAGUUGACGAUGUCAAGCCGCAUUGGAAAUGUCAGGGUGGCAAAAUGACGAGGAAGGCCUGGGGAAAGGGGGCAGUGGCAUCGGUGCUUCUUUAUGUUCUGAAAUAUCCAAUAUUUGUUGAACUCGGCGUCAUCUUACUCACGGGAAGCCCACAAGCGGGAGAGUCCGCCCGCAAAAGCAACGGCAGUUCGCCAACCUGCAGAAACAUCCCCUCGAGUUCGACUAUUCCUCAUAACCAGCGGGUCUCUUCAUCUCAGCAAGAAUGCGCCGUUGCACAACGAUUGGCGAAACUCUGCUGCGCUGGAAACAUGGGCGUUUUCCAGCUUCCGCCGAGCUCUCUGGUCAGCCGACUGGGAGGGGGUACAACACUCCCUGGGAAGACACUGAGACAGCUUGCCUGCGUUUUGCAUCAAUUGCUGACAACGGACAUGGAUCAACCUUGGGUAAUGGCGCUGGCUGUUGACACAAUGGAUAUGAAGGGCCUUCGACAGUUUAUGCCUACGGACACGGAGCACGGAUGGCACCCAGCACUCUCCACAUCACCUACGAGCCCUGGGAGCCUGUGGGAGUGGGCGUUCUGCUACAUGGGAAUGCUGCGCUGCCCCGCUCACACAUUGCUUUUCCCCCGCGUCCCCCGGCUGGCCAGCAUGUCUUGCAGAAAGACUCGCAGUCAGCAUUCGCAGAUGAGCUACAUCACUGCAUUCAGCCAUGAAGGUUCUUGCAGAAGCUUCUUGCAGAAUCCCGAAAAGGCGUUCGCGGUUCUCGAGCUUUGCUACCUAUGGUCGUGCUGUGAGCUGGAAGAUCUGGGCUUUCUCAUUGGUUGGGUAGGCGCCCCGCGAUACUUCAUCAACAUCAUCGUCAUCAUCAUCAUCAGCAGCAGCAGCAGUAGGCUGUGUCCCGACCUGGAGGUCUGGCUUUACCUCGAUGCCAUUCAGCCUACUUCUUACCCUUUCUUUAGACAGAAUUUUCAUACAGUACUUGAACGCAGAGUUAUCGCGGGCCGGGGAGGAAAUGACAUUGUCAUCAAUCGAAUGGCUUUGGGUUCCCGAGCUUCGGUUGCCAACGGUACACAAGCACACAAGCUCACGUCAUGA
Molecule: messenger RNA, 1164 nt
Organism: Colletotrichum lupini
Lineage: Eukaryota; Fungi; Ascomycota; Sordariomycetes; Glomerellales; Glomerellaceae
Exons: 12
Coding region: 1-1164 (387 amino acids)
Source: RefSeq, a predicted model, not a curated record